UGAAUGGUACCAACAAAAAGUUUAACCACUUCACCGACCUCACUGACAUGGCUGAACGCGCGUGCUGGCAGAUGUUCCGGAGUCAGAUCUGGCUCGUUUAAAGACCCGAUUUCCGGGAUCUUUUUAAUCUGUCAGCCAAACGUCUUAUAUUUGUGCUUUUGAUUUGAAGACGGCACUUUGAGCGUGCUCGAUGUUGUUGUGGCGAUGGGUAGUUCAAUCAUUUUCUUAUUGGCGGAGUCCCCAACCCCCCCUGGUGUCAGCGCUGGUUCAGUCUGGCUCGCCCCCAGUACGUGCAUUUGUCCCGGGAUGACCUGUUGAUGUCUGUGAAAUAAGAUAAGGUGGGGUAUCCGAACUAGCGCGAAAUCGCCAUGGAACAUUAACUUUGAAAUCCCGCGGACUGAAAAGUAUGCACUUGGGUGUUUUGGGGAUGCUAAUACCGGCUGCUCAUUGAAUCGUUGGAGAUUCUUGAGUGUUGCCGUUGUAACGGAACGGGGCGAACGCUCGUUUUUGGCGGACCCGUCUAGGCCCGAGGAUGUAGGCACGCUCGUUCUCGGUGCGGUGCAUUGGCAAAGACGGGACAAAAGCGGCAAACUUGCUCGAUUCGUGCGACGCGACGCACCGCGUACCUCCGCUGGGUUUGUGCUCGCUCGCAUGUAGGUGCUGCAUUUCUCACAGAGUGGCUCACAGUGCGCGGGUUUGCCAUCGUUCUUCGCCCCCUUCACGGCCCGUGCCAGGGGAGAACUCCGGACAGACGGACUGACACAGACUCAUAACAACGCUGUACUGGCAGGUCUGGCGGCCAAAGAUUUCUCUGGUGGUGCUGGCCAUAGCGCCAUGGCUCAGACCCUUCAGAUGGCGAUCCCAAACUUCGGCAACAAUGUCCUGGAGUGUUUGAACGAGCAGCGGCUGCAGGGGCUGUACUGCGAUGUGUCCGUGGUGGUGAAAGGCCACACCUUUAAAGCCCACCGUGCCGUGCUGGCGGCCAGCAGCUCCUACUUCCGUGACCUUUUCAACAGCAGUGCGGGCAGCAAAACCCCUACGGUGGUGGAGUUGCCCCCGGCCGUACAGCCGCAGAGCUUUCAGCAGAUCCUGGCCUUCUGCUACACCGGCCGCCUCAGCAUGAACGUCGGAGACCAGUUUCUGCUCAUGUACACGGCCGGCUUCCUCCAGAUCCAGCAGAUUAUGGAGAAGGGCACAGAAUUCUUCUUGAAGGUCAGCUCGCCCAGCUGCGACUCACAGGGUCUCCAUACUGAAGAAACCCCUCCGUCGGAGCCUCAGAGCCCUGUUACCCAGACGGCGGCGGGUGCUGCGGCUAACGGCGGAGGCGGGGUGGUGGCUACGGCGGCCAGUCGACCCACUUCCUGCUUGACCCCACUGCCCCUUGUCUCUCGGGUGAAGACAGAGCAGCCAGAGGCCUCGCCAUAUUCAGUGGUUUGCACGCCGGUGGCCAAGCGGCUUUGGGAAGGAAGCAAUCGGGAAGGCGGCGGGGGUUCAGGGGCAGCUGGUGGAGGAGGGAUGAGGAAGGCGGCUCGCUUUUCCCAAGAAAUGGCACGCGGAAGUGCAAUUCAGCAGCAGGGUAACAUGGGACUUGGUAUGGGUCUUGGAAUGGGCACAGGGGGGCACGGUGGAGGCGGAAGCACCAAUGGCAACGGCACGAGCAGUGCCACCCCUGAAGGCACCAGCCCCGGUACUUUGAGUGCCUAUGCCAGUGAUUCACCCAUCUCUUACCAUGAUGAUGAGGAAGAGGAGGAGGCGGUGGAUGACGGCACUGAAGAGCAGUACAGGCAGAUCUGCAACAUGUACACCAUGUACAGCAUGCUCAACGUGGGUGCUACAGCAGGUGAACGUGUGGAGGCCUUGCCGGACCACUCAGAGACGCGGCCCAGGAUGCGUGGCCGACAGGAUCUUGCCUCUCUCCCCACCGAACUCAUCGCUCAGAUCGGCAACCGCUGUCACCCUAAACUGUAUGAGGAAGGUGACCCUGCAGAGAAACUGGAGCUAGUUUCAGGCACCAGUGUGUACAUCUCACGAGCUCAGCUGAUGAACUGUCACGUCAGUGCGGGAACCAGACACAAAGUCCUUCUGAGGAGGCUGCUGGCUGCUUUCUUCGACAGGAGUACUCUGGCCAACAGCUGUGGCACCGGCAUCCGUUCCUCCACCAAUGACCCCAGCCGUAAGCCGCUGGACAGCCGAGUGUUGCACGCAGUCAAGUUUUACUGCCAGAACUUUGCCACCAGCUUUAAGGAGAGCGAGAUGAACGCCAUCGCGGCGGACAUGUGCACUAACGCUCGGCGCGUGGUGAGGAAGAGCUGGAUCCCCAAGCUGAAGCUACUGAUGGCGGAGGGCGAUGCCUAUGCCAAUUUCCUCCCCGACAGCAUCAAGAUGGAAGCGGACGGCCUCAGCGGCGAGCCCACCUUCGAGACGGCGAGCCUGGAGGGCGGCGCUUCGGUGGAGACCGGAGGAUCCUCGGGCGAGUCUCUGCAGGGUGUGGGCGGAGACAACGGCACUUUGUUUCAGUGAGCGACCCGCCAAGGAAAGCCCUGCCCCAUCCCCUCUGCCGCCCCACCUCCUACCCGCCUCCCACCCCGCUGCGUGACUCUGGGCUCUGCUGCUUCUGCCUGGGAUGGGGAAGGGAGAGUCGGGUAGGAGAUUGGAGGAGAUUGCACGGUCUAGCGUCGGGAGGAACACAAGGGGUUGAUGCCAGGGGCACCAUUUUCUUUUCAAUCAUUUUUGUUUUUGCUGAAUAACCCUCUUUUGCACAGAAGAUCCCCUUUGCCUCCAUGCUCGGGAAGUAAAUCUAGUCACCGAUGCUAUAGGAAUGCGUAAUUAGGAGCAGGAAAAGUUCUUGCGACCGGAGGUCCGAGGUUCCCUGAUCUCUCUCUACUGAAUUUGAAUGUAUUCAUGAUUUUGUAGCACCUGGCUAUGUCAGACUAGCCGAUUGUAUUUGGCCCAGGAGAGAGACAGGAAAAAUGCCUGUCAUAAGAUCUGAAGGAACAGCAGAUGGAGAAAGUAGUGAGGGAGGAGAGGAGAAAGAGAAGUAGGUGGCAUAUUCUGUCUCUCGUUCUGUCUAAAACGGAAAGAAUCUGAUAUCCUCCUCUCCUUCCAUUCCUCCCAAAAUAUAUGUGGGAUCUUAGUCUGCCACGUUCUUUGUUUUUUAUGCCGCCGUUUUCUCCUUUCUCCUUCUACUUGUUCCACUGUGUGUGAUUUAUAUGAAUCCAGAGUUGAUGAAAGAUGAUUAAGAACUGUAAAGGAUAAAAAUAUAUUUAUCUGCUCGCACCUUUAGAGCUCAAGAGAGAGGGAUUGUUUUAAAAUCUCUUUUUUGUGUUUUUAUUUUUUAAACCUUUUACAUUUUUUUUCUUAAAUGUUUCUCAAGAGACACCUUGUUGUCGGGCUUUAAAUGGAAAUAGUGAGGAAAAAUAAGGACUAUUUUUGCAUAAGGAUUAUCUUGCAUUUCAAAGACUGGUGCUUGGCUUGUAUCUCGAUCACGAUCGUGUCCGCAGUAGCUGAAUUCGAUUGGCCGUUUUGACCAGUGACGUACAUUUUGCGUCUCUCGCCGAUUAAAGGGGUAGUUUAUCCAGAAAUCUAAAUGCUGUCAUCAUUUCCUUACCCCCAUCUCAAACCAAACACAAAAGAAAAGUGUUUGUUUUCAUUCACCGAAAGGCCAAUGGGGUUCAGUGUCGUUUUAGUCCCCGUUGACCUUCAUUGCACGCACAUAAAAGUGUUCUUUAAAAGUAUCUUACAUACAGGUUAUACAGGUUCGAAAAAAGACUUGAGGAUGAGUAAAUUGUGGCCGAAUUGGAUAAACUAUUCCUUUAAGAGAAAAAUUGUGUAGGACAUAAAAACAAAGUGUAAACCUUUUUAGCUUUCUUCACCCCCCUCCCCCCAUUAUCACACACAAACACGCUUUUACAGCCCAGGGGGAAGGGAGGUUGUGCUUCUUAUUGUUAGUCACUUUACUGUCUUAAGGUAGUGACUUUGUGUGUGUUUGGGAGCGGAGGAGGGUUUACAUUGCCUGUGUCCCAGGAGAGCGGGAGCAGAACGAUUAAGUCUCUCCAUGUUGCCCAUGUCCCUGUUUGGGCAGCUGUGUGUGUCCGUCUGUGCUCGCUUAGGCAAGCAUGUCUGUGUGCGCACAAGUCACCAUCUGUAUACAUUCCUUGCACAUAGUUGGCACUGUGUGUUUGCAUGUGGGUGAUGUGUUGAGUCGGGGAUUUAGGGUAUGUUUGUUUCUGCGUUUAUGUGCCGGAGGCGUCUCAUACGGAUGCUUUUAAGGAAAUUCGGCCGUCUGAAAGUUUGCCGUAAGCCGUGAACUUUUGCAUAUCCCAAAUUUCCAUCGGGAUUUGAAUGGGAUUGCAUGUGAUGUCUUAAUGUGUGCUCAGGCAUGGGUUUUAAACACACAUGCCUCACAAAAACAGAAAUUCGAUAUUGUAGGCUAUUUUAAUCUAUUUGAGUUAUUAGGCCGUGCGUGUUUGUAUAAUCAUGUUUUUUCGUGCGUCUGAUCUCCUGGGACACAUACAGUAGCCGCCCCCUUUCUGACAGAGGACAUGGACCUCUUUGCACCUUUUGGUAGACUGAACUAGAGCUUUUUGCACCUUUUUAGUAGAGGAGAGUGGUGGAUUGUGCACCUUUUUUGUAGAGUGUAAUCGAAGGUUUUUGGACUAAACUUCCUGGAUGUGUAUGUGUCGGUAUCUGGCCCGGAACAGAAUGCACCCCUGUGUCUGUGGCCAGCCGUGCGGAAUACUGAUGUAAAUAUCGAAGAGACUAUUGAACAGAUUUCGACGACGUUUUUAACAGGUCGUUCGUCUUUUUAAUUGAUGGCUUACAUUAGGUCUUUCACCCCUCUUGUUUUAGCUCAUGUUUUUAUUUCAUUUUUUUUUUAUUUGCAUAACCAAGUCUGGCUUACCUGCUGUGUUUGCAUAUCUGGAAAUUGUAGUAGUUGUUUUUUUUUUGUUUUUUUUCUGGCUUAAGAGCCGUAGCAAAUAAAGUGAACUCCUGGCAAGUUUACUACUUAAAUGCAGUCUGGUUCAGGUCUGACCAGUGACCUCAUUUCUUUUUCUUUUCUUUUGGACCAGAAAACAAUAAUGCCUCUUGUGUAGAAAUGUAUAACAUUCGCGUAGCCUGCGAAAUCAACAUCGGGGAAUGUGCAUGCAUGCAUUUCCUUCUCCGUUUUAUUUCUCCAUUCUUUUAGCAGACCACGUGUACUGUAUUUACUUUUCAACUACUACUAAUUCAAGGUGAAAGAGUUGACUUGCCAAGUUUUUUAAGGAUACAAUAUAGAGUUGUUUGACUGAUGAUAGAGUACUGAGUAUUUUUUUCAUUUCUUUUUAUUGACUAAGUGCUGGGAAAGUGGGGGGGCCAUGGUGAGGGAUGUACUGGUGCUAUGUGUGCUAUUCUUUAGAUGUUAAAGGCCUGCUGGGUCACUGGUGCCUUUUCAGGAGGACUGCGGGAGACGAACUGCGUGUGUAUCUGGGUGGGGCGCGGAGCGGCGGUGCUCCUCUCUCUCCUCUCGCCAGCUAUGACUGUGCCAGUGUUUAUGCGUCCUCCAUUUUGAUGGCACAGAUCACAUAUGCUGCAUGCGUUGCUGGAGAGGAACCGCUGUGUCCAUGCGCCACCUGCUGUCUGUGUGUUGUCACUGCAGCUUAGAUUUACUACUUACAGUCAACACCAGGGGGUGUCAUGCCUGAGAAAGAUGACUCUUGGUGGCCACAAAAAAAUGGCCUUUCUCUUACUAGGAAGUAGAAGGUGACUUUUUUUUUUUUUUCAUUGUUAAAAUACUACAAGUAAGCCAUUUGAAGGUUGAUUUUUAUUUGUAUUUUCCCCUCCAAAAGGCGUAACACUGUGGCUCUGUGGCACUAUCAAAAAGUUGCUCUGUUUGUUUGAGCAUCACAACCAGCCCAAGAGAGCAUCAACCCACGGCGCAAGUUUGAAAUCAUUAUUUUUGUGAUUCCGUUUUAAAUUACACACUUCACCUUUAAAGGAUUGGUAUGAAAGUGUGAAUGAAGGGACCAGUGUCGAUCAAAAAAGACUGGGAUGUCCAUAUCUCGCUGCCUAUCUGUCUGCUCUCUGUGCCCGAGUAAAGCACCUUCUUCUGGGGUUUGCGUUCAUAGACGUGCUCCUCGGAACCUUGUAAUUCAGUCUGACUGUGUCACGGAGCGCAGAGAGCAGGUAGAUGGCGGACGCCUGAGUGGGUGAGAGAGAGAGAGAGAGAGUGAGGGUUUAACUGCCCGUAAGUCUUGUCAUUCUUCCUCGUGACACAGUUUGUUGGGGUACUGUGCAUUGUAGAUCAUUGUGAAUUUGUAAUCUGGUGGAUCGCUGACAGCAUGCCAGAGAGAGUACGGAGCAAUGUAUUAAAAAUGUAACUCUUUUAUAAACGGUGACUGUCUUUCCUCUCUGCAAAAAGGCAGAAACUGGGCCCGUCUGUUCUGGAGCGACGGACUGGCUGUAUUUUGCAGGCUUUCCUUUGGCUUGCAGUUUUCGCUAUGUUUUUUUUUGUCAACCUAAGCCUCUUUACCCAGAAUGCAGCACUGCUAUUCCACUCUAAAUAAGACAUACCACAUAAAGAUACUCUCACCUCUUUCUCCGUGUGUUGCGUUCUCUUCCAGCACACCCCAACACUCUGCUUUCAGUCUUUCCCUGAAAUGAGACGAUGAUGAUGAUGAUGAUGAUUAUAACCCAACUUUGCAAAUGUUUUGGUAAAGUAACGUGUGACAGCCGGACAAAUUUGCGUUUGGACAUAGUAUCACGAAUUACAGAGAAAUACAGACAGGAUGGGGGAUGACAUCAGCUCGCUUGAACAUUCAAAACAACAAACUGGUUGUGAACCUUUUUUUUUUUUACGAUGCAGUGUCUCACUUUCUAUGAAUACAUCCCUAUACAAAUCUAUAUACUGUAUAUUACAUAGAAGCACUAAUGAAGUUUGAUUGUUAGUCGUGCACUCUCAGCAUGAGUUGUAACCCAUACCCAGCUGUGCUCAUGCGGUGACCCUGUAACGCCAGUGCUCAUCCACUCCAUUCUGUCUGUGUUCAAAGUGCCAAUAACUUUGUGAAUCCCUAACUGUGACCCAAUAUUAUCAAAAGUAAUUGCACAUUAACUACUGUAAAAAAUGAGUAAGAGAAAAGUCAAAGGAUACAGCUGAAUAUCUUAAUAAAAGUUUGUAACAAAG
Molecule: messenger RNA, 7159 nt
Organism: Cyprinus carpio (common carp)
Lineage: Eukaryota; Metazoa; Chordata; Actinopteri; Cypriniformes; Cyprinidae
Gene: nacc1a
Product: nucleus accumbens-associated protein 1
Exons: 6
Coding region: 835-2520 (561 amino acids)
Biological process (GO): regulation of transcription by RNA polymerase II
Molecular function (GO): RNA polymerase II cis-regulatory region sequence-specific DNA binding; protein binding; DNA-binding transcription factor activity, RNA polymerase II-specific
Source: RefSeq, a predicted model, not a curated record